Messenger RNA from Populus trichocarpa (black cottonwood), 984 nucleotides. RefSeq lists its product as uncharacterized. The transcript has a single exon. The record is from RefSeq and is a predicted model, not a curated record. Lineage: Eukaryota; Viridiplantae; Streptophyta; Magnoliopsida; Malpighiales; Salicaceae. The coding region runs from base 288 to 761 and encodes 157 amino acids.
UCCAUUCAAAGGAGGGAGGGAAGGAAGGAAGGAAGGAAGCACGCACUUUAAGAAAACUAAAGUAGAGAAUUGGAGAUUUCCAAAACUGAUCCUUUCCUCUUUCUUCCAAGCAAAACCACAAACACACAAACAUCAUUAUUACCAUCACACUGAUAGUGAUAGAUACUCCCUAUUUUUAUUUUAAAUUCAAAACUUUCCACCGAAAUUUCAGGUAACUUAAAUAGACAGGCAAAUCAGAUAUAGAGAGCGAACAAAUUAAGAGACAAAGAGGGAGGAACCUGCCAACAAUGGCGGCGUUGCAGAAAUUCAAGCUUCUAGCAACACAAUGCGGCGUUGCACAGAGUCCAACACGAAGCCCGAGAACGAGUCCAGUUGUCCACCUCCCCCAGCGUCGUAAAACCACACUCCGGAUGCUCCUCGGACGCCGCUCUCCUCGUCGCCAGGAGCCACAGCUACCGCCGAUUCACCCGGUGGCGCCGUUGCCGGAGAGAAAGAGAGACACUUUGAAGGACUUGUUUAUAUCUUCGGCGAUGUCGUUUGAUGAUGAAUUAGAAGAGGGAAAGAGAGGGAAAGAGAUGCAAGAUGUGAUUGGAGGAUUUGGAGGUAAGUGUGACGUGUAUAGGAUGAAAGUUAACGGUUUAGGAGAUGGACCGGGUUCGCCUAGACCCGGUUGGAUCGGGCUUAGACACCGGUCUAUUUUGAGGAGAGCUUGGCGGCCUAUGCUUGUUGCUAUCCCGGAGACUGAAGAACUUCAAUGUUAAUUUGAUUUUAACUGCCAUGUCAGGGGUUUUCUACUGUUACUGAAGUGCUAGUAAAUAAUUUUGGUAUUAAUCCAAUUUUUUUGGGUUAAAAAAAAAAGAAAAAAAGAGAGAGAAAGAGAGUGUUUCUAUUUGCCGAUAUGAGUUAGGGAUGUAGAGGGGUAAUUUGAUUUAACUAUGCAAAUGAAAUACUGAAUUUCUCAAAUUCAGUUAUGAUUACAGUUAA